CUGAUAUAAAUGUAACAACUCGAUUACAGAGCCAUAUUAUUUCUUAUCCAGUUUAUUAAACCCGUCUCAUGUUUUCUCUAAGUUAAACUCAAAACAGAACAUAUCAUUUAAUAUUUAUUUGUUCACACUUUAUAUGUCGUUGGGGCUAUUAACAACACCCAGUCGACAGUUAUUAUUUGUUUGAAUUCUGAAAUGGUAACGCAAAAUUCAGUUUCUCGAUACUGGAAUUGAAGAAUUAUUAUUGUAAAUGGUAGAGACGGAACAGGCGGAGAACGGGCGUGGAAGCGGGGGAGUAGUGGUGGGGAGGUAUGAGGUGGGGAAGCUGGUAGGAUGUGGGGCGUUUGCGAAAGUGUACCACGGGAGAGACACGGGGACAGGGCAGAGCGUGGCGAUCAAAGUGGUGAGCAAGCAACGGGUGAACAAGGGAGGCCUUAACGGGAACGUCAAGAGGGAGAUCGCUAUCAUGCACCGCCUGCGUCACCCUUCCAUCGUGCGCCUCUACGAGGUUCUGGCCACCAAAUCCAAGAUAUUCUUCGUCAUGGAAUUCGCCAAAGGCCGGGAGCUCUUCGGCAAGGUCUCCAAGGGGAGGUUCUCCGAGGAUCUCAGCCGUCGCUAUUUCCAGCAGCUUAUCUCGGCCGUGGGAUACUGCCACUCACGAGGGGUGUAUCACCGAGAUCUGAAGCCUGAGAAUCUCCUCCUGGACGAAAAGCUGGAAUUGAAAAUAUCGGAUUUCGGGCUGAGCGCCCUGACGGAACAGAUCCGACCCGAUGGACUACUUCACACACUGUGUGGAACGCCGGCAUACGUAGCACCGGAGGUUCUGGGGAAGAAAGGAUACGAGGGUGCUAAAAUAGACGUAUGGUCAUGCGGAGUGAUACUGUUUGUGCUCAACGCAGGCUAUCUACCCUUCAACGACCAUAACCUAAUGGUCAUGUACCGGAAGAUCUACAAGGGAGAGUUUCGCAUCCCCAAGUGGACCUCUCCUGAUCUCCGCCGACUCCUCACUCGCCUCCUCGACACCAACCCUCACUCCCGGAUCACCAUCCAAGAGAUCAUCCACGAUCCCUGGUUCAAACAUGGUUACGACCACCGCCUCUCCAAACUCCACCUCGAGGACGCAGACAUGAAACUCCAGAUCGACGGAGGAGCACGCCGUAUGAACGCCUUCGACAUCAUCUCGGGAUCUCCCGGUUUCAAUCUCUCCGGUCUGUUCCCCGGCUAUACCAGAAAGUACGAGAGAGUGGAGCGGUUCAUCUCGUGUUGGACGGUAGAAAGAGUGGUGGAGAAGCUAGAGGAGAUUGCCGUGGCGGAGAAUCUUACGGUGGCCAAAAAAGAGGCUUGUGGGAUGAAGAUACAAGGACAUAAAGGUCAUUUCGCGAUGGUGGUCGAUAUAAAUCAGCUAACCGACGAGCUGGUGAUGCUCCAAGUGAGGCAUAGACAACAACCACCCGCUUCAUCUGGACGAGAUAUUUGGUCAGAUACAGUGAGGCCUUUCCUUCUGGAUAUUGUUUAUAAACCGGAUUAGAAUAUGGUAUCCGGUUUAGAGACAGACCAUAAUCAGAACCAGGAAGGUACUUCUUCCUUGCGUAACGUGUGAAUACGACGCCAUUGUUUUAGUUAUCUGUCACAACGGAAACCAACAAAAACAAAAACUCCAAAGUAAUUCGGGGUUAUCUGUAAUUAUUCGGGGAAAUUCUCGAAACUGGUCUUCAUAGUUAGCAAUUUUCUUCUCAUGUAAUCGUUGCUAUCUUGUAUAUAUUAAAUGGAAAAAUAAGUUUUGAUGAUCUAUCUAACUUACUUCAGAAUCAA
Molecule: messenger RNA, 1809 nt
Organism: Eruca vesicaria subsp. sativa (arugula)
Lineage: Eukaryota; Viridiplantae; Streptophyta; Magnoliopsida; Brassicales; Brassicaceae
Source: the annotation of a GenBank genome assembly